AUGCACCGCUCUAUCGUCACCCUUUUUGUAUUGUCGUUCUUCAUAUAUAGCGACGCUUUCAAUAAGAACAGCAUAGAAGAAUGCGCACGUGUGCUCAGUGAGAAUCUUCAGGAUACUUUCAAACGGGUAACAAAAAGUGACCAAAUCAUACAGCUUUAUGACCAAUUCGUUGAGCAAGAACAAUUUGAUCCGAGGGAUGAGUUGAAACGAAGCAAAGCGGCUGUUGAGAAUUACCUGAAGCGACGAGCUGACUUUGCUUACGUUCGUUUCACCGCACUAUGA
Messenger RNA from Haemonchus placei, 282 nucleotides. Lineage: Eukaryota; Metazoa; Nematoda; Chromadorea; Rhabditida; Trichostrongylidae. The record is from the annotation of a GenBank genome assembly.